This is a messenger RNA of Cyphellophora attinorum, 1101 nucleotides long. RefSeq lists its product as uncharacterized. The transcript has 2 exons. NCBI's taxonomy places the organism in Eukaryota, Fungi, Ascomycota, Eurotiomycetes, Chaetothyriales, Cyphellophoraceae. The coding region runs from base 1 to 1101 and encodes 366 amino acids. The record is from RefSeq and is a predicted model, not a curated record.
AUGGCAGAAGAUUGCAUGGUUUGUGCCGGAAAGCGCAGCGAGAACGAUGCGGCAUCAUCGGCGCGGGUCAAGCUUCCGUGCGGACACACGCACGAUGUCCGGGAGGUGGAGCUUGCGAAUAGUGUCACCCUUCCGUCCGAUAAGGCGGAACUGGACACAAUCACGCCUCGGAAAGUUGUAUGCCCGACAACCCAUUGCGGCGCUGAUGCAACGUGUGGACAAAGUUUGUUCAAUCGCUUCGGGCGCAAAAUCACAGCAACUGGUCGAACAGCAGAUUUUUUCUUCAACAAAUUCAUGAUACUCGAUGCCAUGAAAGAAAAGAUAACGAAGACCGUCAAAAAGGUUCACAGUGGAAUGGAUCCCAUAUUCCAGUAUCUGGAUGCACCUUUCACCGUAAUCUCUCCAGCUCACGUCUCUGGCUUCUGCGAAGAAGAAGUCGUUGGCAAAUUCGCGAAGUGUGAAAAGGCGCUCCUCCAGGAAUGGAAAUAUCAGAGUACAGUGUCUACCAGUUUCGAUACUGCGGCCCUACUGGAGAAGCUGGAGUUGCCAGAAGCUUUGCCACGCACGCUGGUACAUGGAAUGGAGCUGCCCGUGCGGCCCAUGCUUUUUGGCAUGCGACUCUGUCGUGUGAUGUGCCUGAUACGGCUUGUUGACGUCAUCCUGAGCCGCGAAGACGACGUUUGCGUCGAGCUUGCGGCCACUCUAACCGACAUGAUCAUCACCAAGUGUUGCAACAAUGUGACUCUCCUGGAGAAAGAAGCUGCAACGGCACUCGGCACCCCAGCUGUUAGAGACCGCCUUCGAGAUGCGUCGCAUGUCGCGCUGGAGGCAAUUCGGUUCAAUGUCUUGAGACAAGGCCAGCAACUCGAGUCUUUGGGCCAUUACGGCGCAGCAGACCAAACGACCAGUUGUAUGGAAGCGAUGAGCUCCGGCAAGGAAAUGCCAACUACUUUCCUCAACGACAAUUCGACCUUGUCAUACGGUUAUCAGUAUGACCAUAAUCUGGUCUCUAAGCCGUGCAGCAACGCACAAUAUGGGCAUUUGAUGCUGAUGAAAGUUGGCGACGAGGAGAAGCGGUGUGAGGAGUGCUUUGCGGAAUGA